Molecule: messenger RNA, 1114 nt
Organism: Pisolithus orientalis
Lineage: Eukaryota; Fungi; Basidiomycota; Agaricomycetes; Boletales; Pisolithaceae
Exons: 4
Coding region: 256-786 (176 amino acids)
Source: RefSeq, a predicted model, not a curated record
CAUGUCGCUGACAGUCAACUGGAAUCCAUCAACCCAUAUUCUCUAAUAAAAAUCCACAUGAUUAACAUCAAGUUGCCCAUACCUGUGUGGGUUCAGGAACAUUGUAUGACUUGCUAUUUCGAUGUUCGAGCGCCUCAGGGCUGUGCUUGCUGAGGCUGCGUUCCUCCAGACACGAAAAUAAACCGCAGUCGAUUCUUUCACUUUGCUCUCAAUCUCUACACAUACUACAUAAGGAGGUCCACACAACCCCCCACCAUGCAUCUCGUUCUCUCUGCCGAGAGUGUGCGAAACACGAUUAUGACCAAUGAGAAUGGUCAAGUCCUGUACAAAACCUCUACACCUUUCAGCAUCGGAACCCGCACGACCACAUUCUACAAAGUUGUCCCAAAUUCAGAUCCAGAUGAUAUGCAGGACCAUUUGGAGGCCAUUGGGGAGAUCGAAUGGAAUUUGAUGGGCUCAUCUGUAAUGCGACUCCAUGGACAGGAAAUGAUGACGGACACGUUCAUUCCUUGGCAUGGAAUCACAGGAAGAAAGCACACAUUCAUGGGGCCGGAUGGUUUCUCCUACAGAUGGGACAUGGAUUUCAGGGUCGUCAGAGUGUGUGCUGGCCUUAACAUCUUCCCCCACUUCCUGGCUUUGACAGGUUUUGGCACACAGUUCCUCGGCAUCAUCGGGCCCCGAAGGGACCCUUCUCUUGAUGUCGAUCCAAGCCUCAUGCAUAUGCUUGACAUAGUCAUACUCACUUUUGUCUAUGUAGAAAAAUUGCGGAUGGACAAGGAGAAAUGAAUGAGACAAAAUAAUGGCGGUGGUGGUGGUCCAUGAAGUACUGGAAUGUUACAGAGGUAAUAUGACUUGUCUCCGCUCACCGUAAUGGACUGUUUACCCUUAGGAUAUUGUGCAUUAUACUUCUUUGCUCUGCUUAAUCUACCUGGGAUCUCAUACAUGCACAUACUUUGUUGAUGCAACUAUCAUGUGAUGAGCAGUGUGAACAAUCAUGUCUCGUCAUUUUCGGGGCCCCCUUAUGCAUGCAUUUAACCGUAUUCUAUCCAUUUUUUUGCCCAGGCUUGUAGCCAAGACCUGCCUCUAUUAGACCAUCCAAGACCGAGUACAAGAA